AUGAGGUGCAAUGCAUGCUGGCAAGAAUUGGAAGGGCAAGCCGUCUCCACCACUUGUGGCCACAUCUUUUGUACAGAAGAUGCCAAGAAGAUUCUCAGUAAUGAUGCUGCUUGCCCUAUCUGUGAUCAAGCUCUCUCGAAAAGUCUCAUGAAGCCUGUGGAUAUCAAUCCAAGUGAUGAAUGGAUAAAUAUGGCCAACUCGGGGAUAUCACCUCAGAUUUUGAUGAAGAGUGCUUAUAGAAGCGUGAUGUUCUACAUUGGGCAAAAGGAGUUGGAAAUGCAAUUUAAAAUGAACAGGAUGGUAGCUCAGUGCCGACAGAAAUGCGAGGUUAUGCAACAACAAUUCUCUGAAAAGUUUGAGCAAGUGCAAACUGCAUAUCAGAAGAUGGGUAAGAGGUGCCAAAUGAUGGAACAAGAGCUUGAGAACCUGUGCAAGGACAAGAAAGAGCUUCAAGAAAAGUUUUCUGAAAAAUGCAGGCAAAAGAGAAAACUUGAUGAAAUGUAUGAUCAACUGAGAACUGAAUAUGAAUCAGUGAAGCGGUCUGCCAUUCGUCCUGCAGUACCCAAUAUGUACUCAAGAACGGAGCCUGAACUCUUCUCAAAUGCUGCUAAUAUGAUGAAUAAUAGAGAUCAUAUUCAUAUGAGAAAAGAUUGGUCCGUUGCCACUCCUGACACUCCAGGGCCAAGAGAAGAUAUAUGGCCACCUCCAGCAAGACAACACAGUUCAAACUCUGGCCCCUUUGAGAUAUCCAGUGGCUCGCCUGCGAAGCAAUCAGGAAUUCCAAGGGAUACUGGAAACAGAACGGCUGGUGCUCGUCCCAUGUUCAGCCUUGGAACUGCAACUGGAACUGGGGGUAGCAAUCCUUCAAUGACCCUUAGGAACCUCAUCCUUUCCCCCAUAAAGAAGCCUAGGCUCUCUCGCGGUCAGCCCCAAAUGUUCACGUAA
Messenger RNA from Ipomoea nil (Japanese morning glory), 945 nucleotides. RefSeq names its product E3 ubiquitin-protein ligase CCNB1IP1 homolog. Gene Ontology annotation, biological process: chiasma assembly. The transcript is spliced from 7 exons. Lineage: Eukaryota; Viridiplantae; Streptophyta; Magnoliopsida; Solanales; Convolvulaceae. The record is from RefSeq and is a predicted model, not a curated record. The coding region runs from base 1 to 945 and encodes 314 amino acids.